Molecule: messenger RNA, 1212 nt
Organism: Frankliniella occidentalis (western flower thrips)
Lineage: Eukaryota; Metazoa; Arthropoda; Insecta; Thysanoptera; Thripidae
Exons: 6
Coding region: 64-1167 (367 amino acids)
Biological process (GO): sensory perception of smell
Cellular component (GO): membrane
Molecular function (GO): odorant binding; olfactory receptor activity
Source: RefSeq, a predicted model, not a curated record
UUGAGUUUUAUUCUUUGCUCUUCUUUGUUGGGGAAUGCAUCCACUUUUCCGUUCCAUAUCAGCAUGGGAGUCGAGAGCGUGAGCGAUUUUUUUGCGUACUGGCUGAGGCAGCACGACAAGUCAGCCCCCAAGACACUGCGGGAGCGGUUCUGGUUGUCCUGCAGAGGCACUGGAGUUAAGUGGGCGCCGUUCACGGGGCUGCUGGUGAUGACGCUGUCCGGGCUGGACACCAUCAUGACGCGCACGUCGCUGCUCGACGCGGGGCCGGGCAUCCGCUUCCUGUUCGGGAUGUACGCGUGCACCACGGCCGUGUACUUUAACGCGUUCAAGCAGGAGGAGACGCUGGCCAUGUUGCGCCAGCUCAGCUGGGUCGCCGUGCAGGUCGAGGGCGGUGAGCUUGGCGGCCAGCCCGACCCAGACACCCAGGCGAUGCUGCGGCGCACGGCGACCAGCUCGUCCAGGUUCAUCCGCGGCGGCGAGAUUUGGUCCUGCUUCGUCAUGAUCUCGAUCGGGCUGCCCGUCGCGCUCACGGGCAAGCCCGCCAACCCGACGUGGCCGCCGCCGGACACGCCCGCCCAGUGGUGGUCGCUGCUCGUGCUGCACUGCCUCAGCACCGUGUUCCUGCCCGCCGCGUACUUCUCCCUGUUCCCGCUCAUCACCAGCCUGUUCAGGCAGUGCUCGGCGCUGGAGCACGCCAUCGCCAAACUGCUGGAGAGGGCGCACACCUUUCAGCAGGUCCGCGACGCGACGCUGUUGUCGUCCGAGCUCAACCACGGCUUCGCCAUGCUCAACGGCCUCUUCCACGGCAUCCUGUCGCACAUCCUGCAGAGCACGCUGUUCAUCCCGCUCUUCGCCGCGUACGAGAUGCUCAACGGCCAGUUCGACGGCUUCCUCAUCGCUGUCAUCCCUCUCAACUUCGCCUUCUUUCUGCCGCUCUGCCUCGCCGGCGAGGGGACAAAAAGCGCCGCGCUCGCGGAGGCCGCGUACAACGGGUCCUGGCUGGAGGGCGAUCACAACUGCCGUGUUUUGAGGUUGCAGGUGAUGCAGCGCGCCGCCAGGCCGAAUCAAAUCACCAGCCGUGAGAUGGGCCCCAUCAACCUUCGCCUCUUUCAGGAGGCCUUAAAAUCUUGGUUUUCUUUCCUCAAUUUUAUGCUUAAUACCCUGUGAUUAGUAAGACACUAGAGAUAGCAAUUAGACUUAGAACACUCUUUA